This is a messenger RNA of Neltuma alba, 1590 nucleotides long. RefSeq names its product probable protein phosphatase 2C 10. Gene Ontology annotation, molecular function: protein serine/threonine phosphatase activity. The record is from RefSeq and is a predicted model, not a curated record. Lineage: Eukaryota; Viridiplantae; Streptophyta; Magnoliopsida; Fabales; Fabaceae. Gene Ontology annotation, biological process: protein dephosphorylation. Bases 391 to 1269 code for a protein of 292 amino acids. The transcript is spliced from 7 exons.
CACGAUAUUUUUCUCCCCCUUAUCAUUUGUGUUGAAGAAAAGUUUGUACAUGUUUUGCCCCUUUUAUGGUUUUUGAAUGUCACGCGUUUAAUUAAUUUCAUGUACAAACUGAUUAGGAGGGGAAAGAGUAGAAGAGAAAGAACAUGAACUAUUCAACUAAGGAAAACCCAGUCGAAACCUUAUCUAAAUUUUGAUUGGACCCGUAAGAUGAAUUUCUCUAAUACUGAUCUGUAUCUCCCUUGUUUUUUGGAUUUUGUUGUGCUCGUGAUUCUGGAAAAGUUUUGUGACUGCGGCAGGUGGGUCUGCUUCGAAAUUUUAAUUCACGCUGUCAAUCGAGUGGUCUAUGUUGACAACUAGUUCAAAAUUUGAACCAGUUGUUCAGCUUUUUUCAUGGAUAAAUUAUGCUGUUUUAAGUCUUCCUACUCUCAGCUUGUGGCCUCACGUUCUUCAUCAAGCACUGGUAAGGGGAAAAAUAAUGAAGGAUCAAUAAAGUAUGGUUUUUGCCUAGUAAAAGGGAGAGCUGAUCACCCUAUGGAGGAUUAUCAUGUUGCCAAGUUUGUGCAGAUUCAGGGAAAAGAGUUAGGGUUGUUUGCUAUCUAUGAUGGCCAUUUAGGAGACCGCGUACCGGCUUACUUACAGAAACAUUUGCUUACUAAUAUCAUAAAGGAGGAGGAAUUCUGGGAAGACCCCACUGGAUCCAUCUCAAAAGCUUAUGAGCGAACAGAUCAGGCAAUUCUAGCAAAUAGUUCUGAUUUGGGCCGUGGUGGGUCAACUGCUGUAACUGCAAUAUUGAUCAAUGGCCAAAGGUUGUGGAUAGCUAAUGUUGGAGAUUCACGAGCAGUUCUUUCAAGAAAAGGUCAAGCUGAGCAAAUGACUAUAGACCAUGAGCCCAACACAGAACGGGGCAUCAUUGAGAACAAAGGUGGUUUUGUUUCCAACUUACCAGGUGAUGUGCCUAGAGUAAAUGGACAGUUAGCUGUAUCACGUGCAUUUGGAGACAAGAGCCUCAAGUCACAUUUGCGGUCAGACCCUGAUGUACGGAAUGCUGCUAUAAAUUCUGAUAUUGAUAUUUUAAUCCUGGCAAGUGAUGGACUUUGGAAGGUUAUGUCUAAUCAAGAGGCAGUUGAUAUUGCUAGAAGGAUGAGAGACCCACAGAAAGCAGCUAAGCAAUUAACGGCUGAAGCAUUGAAAAGAGACAGUAAAGAUGAUAUAUCAUGUGUUGUGGUUAGGUUUAGGGCUUGCCAAUUUAUGAUUUAUGAAUUGGAGUAAACAACGUAUAUAAGACUCACACACACUACAUACUCAGUUGGGUUAGUCUUGACUGGAUUCUUCUGAAUCAGCAACUCACCGAAGCAAAAGUUAACAAGGGUUUGUUGAACUGUAAAGCUACCUGCUUUGUGAGGUUGUAGGGCUUGAGAUUGCUUGAUUUCUGUAUAUUUUGUUCGUUUAUUCGGCACAAAUGACCAGUGGGCUGUGUAGAUAAAGAAUAUGCGUCUUAUGGGGAUUGAUUUUUUACAAGUUUGUUUGGAGAUUGAUUUGAAAAUGAAAUGGAGAAGUCAUGGAUCUUUGAUUCUUCUCUUUGUUGCAGUA